This is a messenger RNA of Talpa occidentalis (Iberian mole), 6386 nucleotides long. RefSeq names its product integrin subunit beta 3 (gene ITGB3). The record is from RefSeq and is a predicted model, not a curated record. Gene Ontology annotation, cellular component: focal adhesion; cell surface; integrin complex. Lineage: Eukaryota; Metazoa; Chordata; Mammalia; Eulipotyphla; Talpidae. The transcript is spliced from 16 exons. Gene Ontology annotation, molecular function: integrin binding; fibronectin binding; fibrinogen binding. Gene Ontology annotation, biological process: cell adhesion mediated by integrin; integrin-mediated signaling pathway; cell migration. The coding region runs from base 1 to 2355 and encodes 784 amino acids.
AUGCGGGCGCGGCCUCUCUGGGCCGCGGCGCUGGUGCUGGGGGCGCUGGCGGGCGUCGGUGCCGGAGGGCCCAACAUCUGUACCACACGAGGCGUGAGCUCCUGCCAGCAAUGUCUGGCUGUGAGUCCCAUGUGUGCCUGGUGCUCGGACGAGGCCCUGCCUCUGGGCUCACCCCGAUGCGACCUGAAGGAGAAUCUGCUGAAGGAUAAGUGUGCCCUGGAGUCCAUUGAGUUCCCCGUCAGUGAGGCCAGGAUCCUGGAGGCCAGGCCCCUCAGUGACAAGGGCUCUGGAGACAGCUCCCAGGUUGUUCAAGUCAGUCCCCAGAGGAUUGCACUGCGGUUACGGCCAGAUGAUUCGAAGAGUUUCUCCGUCCAAGUCCGGCAGGUGGAGGACUACCCUGUGGAUAUCUAUUACUUGAUGGACCUGUCUUACUCCAUGAAAGACGAUCUGUCCAGCAUACAGAACCUGGGCACUAAGCUGGCCUCUCAGAUGCGCAAGCUCACCAGUAACCUGCGGAUUGGCUUUGGGGCCUUUGUGGACAAACCCGUGUCACCGUACAUGUACAUCUCCCCACCAGCGGCCCUCAAAAAUCCUUGCUAUGAUAUGAAGACCACCUGUUUGCCCAUGUUUGGCUAUAAACACGUGCUGACGCUAACGGACCAGGUGACUCGCUUCAAUGAGGAAGUGAGGAAGCAGAGUGUGUCCCGGAACCGAGAUGCCCCUGAGGGCGGCUUCGAUGCCAUCAUGCAGGCUACAGUCUGUGAUGAAAAGAUUGGCUGGAGGAGUGAUGCAUCCCACCUGUUGGUGUUCACCACCGAUGCAAAGACUCAUAUAGCACUGGAUGGAAGGCUGGCGGGCAUUGUGAAGCCCAACGACGGGCAGUGCCAUGUUGGCCGUGACAACCACUACUCUGCCUCCACGACCAUGGAUUAUCCCUCUCUGGGUCUGAUGACUGAGAAGCUAUCCCAGAAAAACAUCAAUUUGAUCUUUGCAGUGACGGAAAGGGUCGUCAACCUCUACCAGAACUACAGUGAACUCAUCCCAGGGACCACAGUGGGGGUCCUGUCUGCUGAUUCCAGCAAUGUUCUCCAGCUAAUUGUUGAUGCUUAUGGGAAAAUCCGCUCUAAAGUGGAGCUGGAAGUGCGUGACCUGCCCGAGGAGUUGUCUCUGUCCUUCAAUGCCACCUGCCUCAACAACGAGGUCAUCCCAGGCCUCAAGUCUUGUGUUGGACUCAAGAUUGGAGACACGGUGAGCUUCAGCAUCGAGGCCAAGGUGCGGGGCUGCCCCCAGGAGAAGGAGAAGUCCUUCACCGUCAAGCCUGUGGGCUUCAAGGACAGUCUCACUGUCCAGGUGACCUUCGACUGUGACUGCGCCUGCCAGGCCCAGGCGGAGCCUGCCAGCAGCCGCUGCAACAAUGGCAAUGGGACCUUCGAGUGUGGGGUGUGCCGCUGCGGGCCUGGCUGGCUGGGGUCCCAGUGUGAGUGCUCGGAAGAGGACUACCGGCCUUCGCAGCAGGAUGAGUGCAGCCCCCGUGAGGGCCAGCCGGUCUGCAGCCAGCGUGGCGAGUGCCUCUGUGGGCAGUGUGUCUGCCACAGCAGCGACUUUGGCAAGAUCACGGGCAAGUACUGUGAGUGUGACGACUUCUCCUGUGUCCGCUACAAAGGGGAGAUGUGCUCCGGCCAUGGCCAGUGCAGCUGUGGGGACUGCCUGUGCGACUCCGACUGGACUGGCUACUACUGCAACUGCACCAUGCGCACCGACACCUGCAUGUCCAGCAAUGGCCUGCUGUGCAGUGGCCGCGGCAAGUGCGAGUGCGGCAGCUGCACCUGCAUCCAGCCCGGCUCCUAUGGGGACACCUGUGAGAAGUGUCCCACCUGCCCCGAUGCCUGCACCUUUAAGAAGGAGUGUGUGGAAUGCAAGAAGUUUAACCGGGGAGCCCUCCAUGAGGAAAAUACCUGCAGCCGUUACUGCCGCGAUGAGAUUGAGUCUGUGAAGGAGCUCCAGGACACGGGCAAGGAUGCCGUGAACUGCACCUACAAGAACGAGGAUGAUUGUGUUGUCAGGUUCCAGUACUAUGAAGACUCCAGUGGAAAGUCCAUCCUGUAUGUGGUGGAAGAACCAGAGUGUCCCAAGGGCCCUGACAUCCUGGUGGUCCUGCUUUCAGUGAUGGGGGCCAUUCUGCUCAUUGGCCUUGCUACUCUGCUCAUCUGGAAGCUCCUCAUCACCAUCCAUGACCGGAAGGAGUUUGCUAAAUUUGAGGAAGAGAGAGCUAGAGCAAAAUGGGACACGGCCAACAACCCACUGUAUAAAGAGGCCACUUCCACCUUCACCAACAUCACCUACCGGGGCACUUAGUGACCAGCUGCCUUCCUCAGAUCACUGUCAGACUGUCCCAGGAUUGUGGGCGUCUCUGCUACCAUGUUUACAGGGACACUAACUGUGGGGCAGGACUGGGGGCUCGGAGUGGGGUGGGUUGGGAGAAUGUCAGCACGUGGGAGUGUGGGUCUCUGUGCCUGUGUGUGUGUGCAUGUGCUGGGGGAAUGUGUAAUUUAAAAUUUGCGAUGUGUUCCAGAUAGAGCUCCUCAGCCUUCGUCCUCAGAAACUCUCUUCAGGGAUUCUUCCUGCUUUACCUGAGAGUGGCCUACAUAGCUAAACAGAUGUUUUUCAUUACCUCAGUGAGAAGUCAACUUUCCUUCUUGUGCCGUUCUCCCUGUAGAGAAGGGCAGGGCCGAGGCCUCUAUUCCAGAGGAAGAAAUAGCAAACUUUGACUCUACCUGAGAUUUUGGUCCUUGGUCUCAGUGGCUAUGGUGGGAACUACUGGGUUUUGCAGACUGUUGUCUCACCUGAACCCCCCGUCUUCUUCCCCUUCCCUCAAGUGGAAGGAGGAAUCUGGAGAGAGCAGAACUGCCAGAGCUGCCUAUGCGUUUAACCAUCACCUCAGUCCAGCAUGGUUCUCUCUGAAGGGGAGUCCUUGCUACCUAAUUCUUCAGUCCCUUGGGUGUGAGGAGGGCAGGCCCCCUCAGGGGUCAUGUAUGCCAGGGUCUGCAAAUCAUGAUCAGAGUCCUUCAGAUUUGCCCUCAUAAGCAGUUCUAAUCUUGAGGUGUGUUACCCUUGGACCAGCACCACCUCUUUACCUCUAGCGUGCUCACUCUCACUGUUAUAGACAGUUGCUAUGUGGGAAUUUCUCCCAGGAAGAGUGCUAUGGUUAGAACUAGAGGUCUGGCUCCCUCUCCUCCCCCUCCCCCCCUCUUCAGGUAUUCUGCUCCUUGUCUACAGCACCUCCACAAGCCCAACCCUGGGUUUAUGUGCUAUAUUCAUCCAUGGGGCUAAUUGCAUUUAUCUACCUCUUGGGUGUCUUAUGAAGGAAUCUCUACCGUGGGUCUCUGAGUCCGCUGGACUUAAGUCCAGGGUGAAAUGACGGGCCAGUUGUUUCAGCAUAUGUGGCCUAUUCUAAUGACUGGGCAACCUCAUUUUAACUCAGUCUUUAAUCUGAGAGGCCACAAGUGCAAUUCUACAUACUUUUACUCAUUGGGCACCUGAAACCACGAUGAGGCUAGCGUAACCUAAAGGAACAUGUAUAUAAACACACUUGCAUUAUAUCUGUGAUUUUAUUUGAUGAGGAGGAAGGAGAAUAUAAAAAAAAAUCACAGACUCGAUCAGGGUAGAGGCACUCCCCUUUGGCAUCAUUCAUAGCAAGUUGCUGCCCAGUUUCUGGGUCUGUAAGGUCUUUCUUAUCCUAAAUACCUGUGGGGAUGAACAUAUGGACAUGCCAGUUCAAUAUUAACAACCAUCCUUUCCCUUUGAGGAAGAAAGGACGGACCAGUUAACAGUUGUCUGAUGAUCAGAAAAUAUAAGUCCUGGCCUCACUAUUGCAACCAAGGAAUCUUUGACCUUAAUUAAGGUUAUCACUUCUUUCUCUGGGACUCCAUUGUUUAGUGAUAGGUUUCGUCCAGAUAGUCUAGAAGGUCUCUUUAAGUGUUAACAUCCUAAGCUGCUGGGCCAUACUAUGGCAUCAAACCUGCAGAUUUUGUGGGAUGUUGAAACUCUAUGUUAUUUCAGUUGGGAGGUAUGAGAGACCUGGCAUUGGCAAGAGAUAUCAUUCCAUAUUACCCUUCUCAAUAAACCAGCCUCAUUCUGUCCUCUCUUAGAACCCCUUCUCCAACUUUUGUUAGCAGAUAACAUCUCCACUGUGUUAUUAUUUCUAAAUUCACUUUGCACACUUUCGCAUCCAUGUAUUAGGUGAUGAGGCAUCCAGAAGUAGUUGAAAGGUGUAUUCUGUGUCCACGUUCUGUGUCUCAGUUAAUACUGAAAAUAAGUCUUAAACUGGGAAUGGGGCAAAUGACCAAGCCCUGUCUCAUUCAUGGAUUAUUGCUUGCUGUAGGGGGUAGUAAAGGGGUAGACAGAUAAAUGGGGGAGGGUUGAGCACAGUUCCAAGAUGUUUAGAACUUGGCUGUAGCCUUCAGCUAUAGAGCCAAGAGUACAUGAAAGUAGUGGUUGGACAUUUUUUGAGAUAUAUUAUAUGAAGAAACUCUAUCAGAGGUGGAAGCAUAUGUAUCCAUCCCAAGGAUGAAAAAAAUCAGUAGGAACCUUGCCUAAGCUUCUGGAAUGAGGCUUAUGGCCUUGAAGACCAGUACUGUUUAUUUAUGUGUGGGGAGAGCUCAGAGUUGUAUUCAUGAAAUAGCAAGUAGCAGUCAGUUUUGCCAUCAUGUAGGGUGAACAUCUAAGCAGUAUUUUAGCAUCUAACAACACUACCCAAAGAAGGUAUUUGUGCCCAUCUCUUCUGGAAAUAAUUUAUUUUCAAUCUCAGGGUUCAUGGACAAUAAUGCAAAACUUUGAACAUUCCUGACAAGUUGUCACAUAAGGAGUCUGUCCUUUACCUCUCAGUUGUUUCUAGAUGAUCCAUGAUUUCAAGAUACUUCUCUUUGUUAAGUAUUCGUGAAUUUACUUAAGUGUCGUCCUGACUGCCUAACCACUCCUUGUGUUUGAGUUGUGCAACAGUGAAUUAAAUGUGCUUUCAUUUAAUGGCCUAUGGCUGCCCUGUGCUUCCUGUGUUGUUAUUUCGGUUUCCUUUGGGUGAAAAGAAUAAGUGUCAUUGCCUCAGAAAUGAUUAUUUUAGAACAAACAUGUUUCCAAAUGUAACAGAAUGAUGACUACCAUAGGAACUGGAACUUUUUUUUUAGACUUUAAUAACAUUUUAAAAGUGAGUAGGUUGUUACUGUUCUAGGAGUUUUUGUUUUUCAAACUGGAGAUUAUUUCAGACCACAUGUAAUCUCACAGAUCAGAUUGUCCAUUUAACCUAGGUUUUAUUUGCAGAAAGCACAAAUUGGUAAAAUAAAGGUUUAAUGGCGAGUUAUUUACAGCAUCAUUUAAAUACCUAACUUUGAUUUAGGGCCGUGGGUCUCACAGUAUGGUUCUAGAACCAGCAGCAUUAAUAGCAAUUGGGGAAUGUUAGGAAUGCAUAUUUACAGGCCCCAUUCCAGAACUGCAGAGUCAGAAACUUUGGGGGUGGAGCCCAGUGAUUUUUUUUUUUUUUUUAAAUAAGCCCUCCUGGUAAUUCUGAUGCAUGAUCCAGUUUGAGAACAACUGAUUCCUAGCUUAGAAGUUUACAGCAAGUCAGCUCAGCUCAAUUACUUUAAGGUUAAGAACAGAAAUUGUCUUACAGAAAUUGUCUUCAGAAAAUCAAAUAUAUGUCCACAAAACAUAAAGAUCUACUUUUGUUCUAUUUCCCAAGUUAAAUGAUCACAGGCUUCUUGGGUUCACUCACAGCCACAAAUUUCCAUGAAAAACUAAAAGAAGUAAUAGUUCAGAAUCACAGAGAAAAAACUGCCAAUAGGAUACUUGGCAGGCACCUAAAACUUUUUAUGUGCAUCAAGCUGAAGCUAGAAAAUACUCUUACAGCAUUAAUUGUUAACAUUAAUGUCUUAGAGGAUGCAGAAAUAAGACUUUAGAAUUCCAUUUUUUGUUAUUUAAAUUUUAUUUAGCACCAACAGUGUGGGACUGAAGUACUUUACAGAGCACUCAUAAGGUAAUCUCUGCCUUUGAGUCCUACAUUCUUUCCAUAAUGUACAUUUUUUUUAAACACAGUACAAUGCAUGACAUCAUAAAAAGAUUAUGUGAACACAGACAGACCUUUUAUGGUGAAAAUUUGUAAGAUUUACUUUGUUUUAUUUACAUGAUGGUGACUGAUGACUAAAUGUCUAUGAAAAUGGAGGAUUUUAUGUGAAAAUGAAGUGAAAAGCUGUAUGUCAAAUCAUAUUUGUAAUCCUUUAACUCUUGACUUCUGUAGUCCGACCUCUAUAGUAGCUAGUGACCACAUGGACCAUUUUAAAUAGAUCAUCUUGAAAUUACAGAAAUCCUUUUGUGCUAUUUCUCAUUUACACUUGUUG